AUGAACAAGGACAGCAAUCAAGUGACUGAAAAGAUUUUGAAUCUAACUCUAGAGAUCAUCUAUCUGCUGACUGGAGAGGUGAGGGAUUCUGGGUAAUGUCACCAUGGAGAUCAUCUACCUGCUGGCUGGAGAGGUGAGGGAUUCUGGGUAAUGUCAUUAUGGAGAUCAUCUACCUGCUGACUGGAGAGGUGAGGGAUUCUGGGUAAUGUCAGUAUGGAGAUCAUCUACCUGCUGACUGGAGAGGUGAGGGAUUCUGGGUAAUGUCAUUAUGGAGAUCAUCUACCUGCUGACUGGAGAGGUGAGGGAUUCUGGGUAAUGUCAGUAUGGAGAUCAUCUACCUGCUGACUGGAGAGGUGAGGGAUUCUGGGUAAUGUCAGUAUGGAGAUCAUCUACCUGCUGACUGGAGAGGUGAGGGAUUCUGGGUAAUGUCAGUAUGGAGAUCAUCUACCUGCUGACUGGAGAGGUGAGGGAUUCUGGGUAAUGUCAUUAUGGAGAUCAUCUACCUGCUGACUGGAGAGGUGAGGGAUUCUGGGUAAUGUCAGUAUGGAGAUCAUCUACCUGCUGGCUGGAGAGGUGAGGGAUUCUGGGUAAUGUCAUUAUGGAGAUCAUCUACCUGCUGACUGGAGAGGUGAGGGAUUCUGGGUAAUGUCAGUAUGGAGAUCAUCUACCUGCUGGCUGGAGAGGUGAGGGAUUCUGGGUAAUGUCACCAUGGAGAUCAUCUACCUGCUGACUGGAGAGGUGAGGGAUUCUGGGUAAUGUCAUUAUGGAGAUCAUCUACCUGGCCUGGAGAGGUGAAGGAUUCUGGGUAAUGUUAGUACGGAGAUCAUCUACCUGCUGACUGGAGAGGUGAGGGAUUCUGGGUAAUGUCAGUAUGGAGAUCAUCUACCUGCUGACUGGAGAGGUGAGGGAUUCUGGGUAAUGUCAGUAUGGAGAUCAUCUACCUGCUGACUGGAGAGGUGAGGGAUUCUGGGUAAUGUCAUUAUGGAGAUCAUCUACCUGCUGACUGGAGAGGUGAGGGAUUCUGGGUAAUGUCAUUAUGGAGAUCAUCUACCUGCUGACUGGAGAGGUGAGGGAUUCUGGGUAAUGUCAGUAUGGAGAUCAUCUACCUGCUGACUGGAGAGGUGAGGGAUUCUGGGUAAUGUAUUAUGGAGAUCAUCUACCUGCUGACUGGAGAGGUGAGGGAUUCUGGGUAAUGUCAUUAUGGAGAUCAUCUACCUGCUGGCUGGAGAAGUGAGGGAUUCUGGGUAAUGUCACCAUGGAGAUCAUCUACCUGCUGGCUGGAGAGGUGAGGGAUUCUGGGUAAUGUCAUUAUGGAGAUCAUCUACCUGCUGGCUGGAGAGGUGAGGGAUUCUGGGUAAUGUCAUUAUGGAGAUCAUCUACCUGCUGGCUGGAGAGGUGAGGGAUUCUGGGUAAUGUCACCAUGGAGAUCAUCUACCUGCUGACUGGAGAAGUGAGGGAUUCUGGGUAAUGUCAGUAUGUAGAUCAUCUACCUGCUGACUGGAGAGGUGAGGGAUUCUGGGUAAUGUCAUUAUGGAGAUCAUCUACCUGCUGACUGGAGAGGUGAGGGAUUCUGGGUAAUAUCAUUAUGGAGAUCAUCUACCUGCUGACUGGAGAGGUGAGGGAUUCUGGGUAAUGUCAUUAUGGAGAUCAUCUACCUGCUGACUGGAGAGGUGAGGGAUUCUGGGUAAUGUCAUUAUGGAGAUCAUCUACCUGCUGACUGGAGAGGUGAGGGAUUCUGGGUAAUGUCACAUUGACUUUCACACUAAGAACACAUUAGAAAAGGGACAUGGUUGCAGAUUCAGCUAUUGAAUACUCAAGAGGACAAGGACAAUAGAGAUCUGAGAACCAUAGAAAAUGAUGUGGGCUCCCUCCUCCAUCUAGAUAAUCUCCAGUACAAUCCAGUGCUUCUCAUAUGGAAGCAUUGGGAACCUACUGGUCAUGACUGGCAAGUGCCAUGCUCAGUCAUUCCGAUUCUUCUCUACGAGAACAGUCCCAGAGCUUAGCAGCAUCAUGCAUUUACGAAUCAGUAAAUGUAAAAAAUAUUAGCACUUUUCUAAAUGUCCUAAAUUGCACCCUCCGAGAAGCUCUAACUUACUUGGCUUUAGUGCUUCUCAAUGAAAAACUAUCGCUUUGCGAUCAGUGGAUGUUUCAUAAUUACCAUGCUGCUCUAAGAGCUGAGUAGAGAUGGAGCAAGAAAAACUUCCUGUUCCUAGGUUAGAAGUAAGUAGCCCUUUAAAAAAAAAUAUAUAUAUAUUUUAUAGGAAUAGGUGGGACCCAAAAUCUAAACUGACUGUAGAAUACUCUGCAUUGAAAAUAAAUGCCCUUGGUCAUAAAUCUGGCAGCUGUGCAUGGAAAACAAUAAGUUGAUGAAUACAUGUUAGGAGAGUGAAAUGCAGAGUUUCAGUAUGUUAAACCAUUUCCACCAGAGGCAGAAAUUAAGCUUGGGAUUCUAGGAAUGGCAGCAGUCUCGGCUGCAAGGAAAGAUGAAAACUUUCCUAAGUAUUUACUGCUUAUAAUAUGAACCGUGGUUACUCCUUCCAGUAAAUGGCCAUUUUCUUUCUUUGCCACACAAUACUUAGGACCAUGUGGUUGUGAAGAAGCAUGGUUUAAGUAUACUACACUGCAGCGGUCCAAGUGUAUCAGAAACAUUCUGCAGGACCCAGAGCCCCAUCAAGGCGCCUCCACCCCCCUUCAUGAGCCAUGAGCAGAAGAUCCUGGAACUGACCAAUCAGAUCAUCCACAUGCUGACUGGAGAGGUGAAACUGCUGGGCAUGGGACAUUAUAUAGUAAAACCAAGCGAUGUGUCUUGAUGCUGACUGUAUUAUUGUGUGUACCAGGUUCCUAUAAGAUGUGAGGAUGUCACAGUCUAUUUCUCCAUGGAGGAGUGGGACUAUAUAGAAGGACACAAGGAUCUCAAGGAUGUGAUAAUGGAUAACCACCAGCCUCACAGCUUACUGGGUAAUGAGAGUUUUGAUCUUCAAAACUGAUCUGGUAAACCUUUUUGUCCCGUAGCAAAUAAAGAAAGAUGUGGCAAUACAUAGAAUUCAUAAUUGGGUAAAUUACAAUGUCAUGUUUAAUAUUUAUCAACAAAUUAAUGACUGCCGGACUAUUGUAAUGAUGGUGACACAAUCGCAAUCCUGCUUCCUUUGGAUUAUCAUGUUGUUAUUUAUAUAAGCGCCAACAAAUUCCGCAGCGCUUUACAGUGGGUGGACAAACAAAUGUAGUUGUAACCAGACAAAUUGGACACACAGUAACAGAGGGGUUGAGGGCACUGCUCAAUGAGCUUACAUGCUAGAGGGAGUGGGGUAAAGUGACACAAAAGGUAAGUCUAGUAUUAGACUGACAGUUGCAAGAGAGGAAUCAGUCGGGAGCUAUUAACAGUUUAAUUGAUACGCUUUUAUGAAGUGUUUUAAAAAAAAAUUUAACACGUGGAGACUGGGUGAGUUCAACAGGAACGGAGCAGCCCUUGAAGUCUUUAAGGUGAGCAUCACAGGUGGGAAUAUGGACAGAAGAUAGACGUAAGUCUUCAGCAGAGAGUAAGGGCCUAGACGGGACAGACUUGUGUGUUAGGAAGGAUAGAUAGGUGGGAGCAGCAUUCUGUAGAGAUUUGAAAGCAAGGACCAUUUUAAAUUGGAAGGAAGUGGGCAGCCAUCCAGUUAGAAAUAGCAGAGAGGCAGUCAGAGACACUAGUCAAGAGGGACAGGUAGAGGUCAGGAGAGGACAGAUUUAUUUGCGUGUCAUCUGCAUAGAAAUUAUAUUGGAAGCCAAAGGAGCUAAUGAGUUUACCAAGGGAGGAAGUAUAGAUGGAGAACAGUAGGGGACCAAGGACUGAACCUUGGGGGACACCAAUAGAGAGGAGGUGGGGAGAAGAAGCAGAGCCAGAGAAAGAAACACUGAAAGAGCGCUCGGAGAGGUAGGAAGAGCACCAGGAGAGGGCGAUAUCUUGUAGAUCAAUAUUGCGGAGGAUGAGAAAAAGCUGUUGAUGAUCAACAGUGUCAAAAGCCAUAGAAAGGUCAAGGAGAAUUAGGAUAGCGUUGUGACCACGAGAUUUUACAGCAAGUAGAUCACUGGAUACUUUGGUCAUUGCGUAAACCAGACUGAAGCAGGUCUAGCAAAGAGUUGGACUUGAGGAAGUCUGUCAGUCUCGCAUACUCAAAUCUUUCAAGGAUCUUGGAUGCAAAAGGCAGUAGCGAGAUUGGACGGGGAGUUAGGGUCAGGGUUGGGUUACAGUUGCAUGUUUGGAGGGUGAGAAUUCUGAUAAUUUUUAAUGCCAAUUUUACCAGUCUAAGAAAUUCACAAAUGAGCCUUGUAUAUGCCUUAACAUCUCUUUCCCCUCAUUAACCUUGCCAUAUCGACCUAUUAAGUUUAACGGGUUACUCCAAGCAAUUAGACUGAUUUUCCUCUCCAGUCGCUCCUCUCACACUGCUGUCAGUAAUUACAUUGGCUUCCUGUAUCCUAUAGGAGUAAAUUCAAAGUACUAAUCCAUACCUAUAAAGCACUGACCAAUUCUAGCCCCUCUUAGAUCUCUUCACUGAUCCAUAGGUAUGCCCCUUCUCGGUCUCUCCUCUCUGCCAUUGACCUUAUCCUGUCCGCUGCUCGCACCAGACUUCUCACGGGUGGCUCCCUUCCUUUAGAAUAGCCUGCCUACCACCAUCACACUCUCCCCUAGUCUUCAAUCUUUUAAGAAGUGCCUUAAAACCCAUCACUUCAGGAAAGCUUAUGACCUCCCAGAGUAACCUCUACCUCACAAACCUGUCCCUUGCUCUCUACUAAUGGGCAGCACUCUAUUCUCUCCUCCUGCCUCACUCCAACUUUGUUUGAUUGCUAUCUCCUGUCCUAUUGCGUUUUAUACCCCACCUCCCUUAGACUGUAAGCUUGUUUGAGCAGGGUCCUCUUCAACCUUCUUUUCCUGUAAGUUUUUGUAAUUGUCUCAUUAACUGUUAAAUCACCCUCUCAGUAUACUGUGAAGCACUACAGAAUUAGUUUGUGCUAUAUAAAUGCCAAUAAUGAUAAUGGAAGCACGGUAUUUGGUUAGAUACUUUUCUAAUACAGGUUUGCCCCCUGCAGAAAGUAGGUAAACAUACCUCCCUUCCAGCGCAUGUUCUGCCUGUAGCCAUAUUUUCAUCCCUGGACAUCACACAACAUUUUUGCAGGGGAUAUAUGUAAGGGUAGGCGGGUUAAGGGGAGGAUAUGGAGGGAAGGUGUACUGCCAUUGACUCUCUCUCCAGUAUCCUGGCGUUAUAUGCCAAAUUUGCUAAUUGCAAUGGGUAGCCAGAGUGAGAAUGUCACAUGGUGUUCUUAGUCUAACAUCAGUGCCCAAGUCAAGACCUCUGCAACAGUGCUUUAGGUGAGAGGAGGGAUAUAGGUGGCUCCUAGGAUAGGCAUCUAGUGCGACAACGUUGGGGUUAAACCACUGAAUACAGUGCACCCCUCUAAAGCAUGGGUAGGCAACCUUCAACACUCCAGAUGUUGUGGACUACAUUUACCUGGACGCUUUGCUAGCAUUAUGGAUGUAAGAUCCUUAUGUGAGAUGUAGUUCACAACAUCUGGAGUGCUAAAAAUUAACUACCCCUGCCCUAAGGUAAGAGGUCAUCCAGGGACUCCAGCCCCAUAAUUCUUUCAAUGAAGUGAAGUUGUUAUGAGGGUAGAGUCACCCUUCAGCAGAUUUACAUUGAAAUCUGUUUUUUCUUUUGUUUGUUUUUUUGGUUUGUUUUUGCUCCAGAAUGGUAAAAUUUUGAUUGUGGUUGCUAUCAUAAUAAUCUUGUCAUUUUUUUUUCCCAGCAGAUAAUUGUAUACUUGAUGACUUCCGAACCCUUACAUGUAUAUUGCCUGUAUCUUUGCCUGAUUUUGAAAACAAAAUCAUUGAUGGAGGGACGUUUCCAAAGUUCAACAAAUCUAGCAAAAGACAUUUGUGUGAAGAAGUAAGUCUCCACAAAAUUUUUACACCCAAAGAAUAUGCAGAGACAGACUAUUCAUCUACUCAUAUUAAGGAUGAACCAGCCUUGUGGGAAAAAAGUAAUAUCACAGAUAUUUAUACACCCAUAGACCAUCCACAGAGAGGACAUCCAUCUGCUUUUAUUAAGGAUGAGCCAACUUCAUGUAAAGGAGAAAAUCUCACAGACAUUUCUACACCCAAAACACAGUUAGAAUAUCCAUCUACUCAUAUUAAGAAAGAACCAGUCUCAUUGGAAGAAGGUUAUCACAAAAAUGGUGACAUUUACAUUUGCCCUGAAACUAUAAAUAGAGAAGAUACAUUUACAUAUAUUGCAGAUUGUAUAAAUUCAAAAAAUAGAACGGAUAACAAGUUCCUAACUGAAUCAAGAAACAUCGAUACAAAUAUUAAUUAUACAUCUGGUAACAUUUCCCAGGUCACAUACAAAACAGAAGAAAUAUUUAUCUCUACUGAGAGCUUCAAAAAUAUUUUAAAAAACACACAGGGUAUCAAGGAGCCAUCAACUGACACAGAAAAUAAAAACUGUUCUGAAACAGGAAUGGACAUUUAUUCUAAGCCGGAGUUUGUUAUUCAUGAGGAAAAUUGUAGAAGAGAGAAGCCAAUUGUGUGUUGUGAAUGUGGGAAGAAUGUAAGCCAGCUGUCAAGUCUUAAACAGAGGAUUCGAGCAGGAGAAAAACCAUUUAAAUGUACUGAAUGUGGAAAAUGUUUUAACCGAAAGCAGGAUCUUAACAGGCAUCUGAAGUUUCACUCAGGAGAGAAACCAUUUUCAUGUACUUAUUGUGGGAAAUACUUUACCCUAAAACAUGAUCUUAUUUCUCAUCAGAGAAUUCACACUGGUGAGAAACCAUUUAAGUGCAAGGAAUGUGGGAAAUGUUUUAGCCGGACUGCAAAUCUUGCUGCACACAGGAGAAUUCACACAGGAGAAAAGCCCUUCAGUUGCACUGACUGUGGGAAAUGUUUUACCUUGGCCUCACAGCUUGCUUCACAUAAACUCAUUCACACAGGAGAAAACCCAUUUAAGUGCACUGACUGUGGGAAAUAUUUCAACUUAAAGUAUGAUCUUUUGAGACAUCAAAGGAUUCACACAGGAGAAAAACCAUUCUCGUGUUCUGAGUGUGGGAAAUGUUUUACCCAGGCUGCACACCUUUCUAGGCAUCGAAAGAUCCAUACAGCAGAAAAAGCUAUUAAAUGA
Molecule: messenger RNA, 7145 nt
Organism: Pelobates cultripes (western spadefoot toad)
Lineage: Eukaryota; Metazoa; Chordata; Amphibia; Anura; Pelobatidae
Source: the annotation of a GenBank genome assembly